Messenger RNA from Brassica rapa (field mustard), 2626 nucleotides. RefSeq lists its product as uncharacterized. Lineage: Eukaryota; Viridiplantae; Streptophyta; Magnoliopsida; Brassicales; Brassicaceae. The record is from RefSeq and is a predicted model, not a curated record.
AAGAAAUAAAAAUUCCAUAUUUUUAUAUUUAUCGUUAAUUUUCCCCUAAAAUUUUCGAUUUCGGAUCGACGGCGAAUCUGGAGCUUAUUCGGCCGGCAAAUCCAUAAGGGAUGUGUGAUUCAAAAGAGUGCUGAAGAAACUUCACUUCAUCGGAAACCCUAAUUUUUAGUGGAGUGGAUCUACAAAUCUGUUGGGGAUAAAGCUAGGCUUGAUCUGCUCUGGAGGAAAGUCAUAGAUUUACAGCAUUGUUUCCAAAUGAUGAUGCUUGAAAAUGGGCAACUUUGUGCGUGUUAGCUCCCGAGAACGGUCUUAGUUUCCUUUUGCAGAACGUUUCGAGAAAAUUGACCAGAAUUAUUCUAUACAUGGAAGCAUACAGAGAAGAGGCUCUUAAAGCCAAGCAAUUCGCUGAGAGGAGAUUUGCAGAAAAGGAUUUUACGGGCGCAAGGAGCUAUGCGUUGAGGGCGAGGUCGCUGUUUCCAGACUUGGAAGGUUUGUCUCAAAUGCUCACCACCUACGAUGUUUAUAUAGCUUCUCAGAGUAGACGCAGCGGGGAGAUUGAUUACUAUGCUGUUCUUGGACUCAAGCCGUCAGCUGGAAAAAGAGAAGUCAAGGCACAGUACAAGAAGAUGGCUGUAUUGCUUCAUCCCGACAAGAACAAAUGCCUCGGAGCUAGUGGGGCUUUCCAGAUCAUAUCCGAAGCUUGGGCCUUUCUCUCAAAUGAGUUCAAGAAAAGCACUUUUUAUUACAAAAGAAAGAAACUUAUUGACUCCAUGGAGGAUCAGAACAACAACAACAACAACAACAACACAGAGUAUGUCCCUGGGACCGCAGGAUUUGAUUGUUGUCCACCAGUUUCAGAAAGACUCGAUACAUUCUGGACUGUUUGUACCUCUUGCAAAGUUCAGUACGAGUAUCUGCGCAAGUAUGUCAAUAAGCGGCUUUCGUGUAAGAACUGCCGAGGAGCAUUCAUUGCUGUGGAGACUGGGCCUGGUCCUGUUAGUGCGUCAGUUCAAUAUGCGCCUCCAUCUCAUACAACAAGUAAUGGCUACGGAUCUCAUGGCUAUGAUUUUGUCUCGGGCAUGCCUACCAAUUCCACUUAUUUCUUAGGUCAGUAUCCUGCACAUGGAUAUGAAUAUGACUGGAACUCGUACGUGGGAACAUCUCCUGGGAGUCUAGAGUCAAACCGGAUGUCUUCUGUAUCAAGCGGAUAUCCUUCUAAGCUGGCCAAUGGAGUAGUCUGUAGGGGAAGAAAGAAUGUUAAAGAAGGGUCUAUCAGGACUUCAAGCGCAGCCACUGAUCUGAGCCCACCCAAUUGGUCUGCUGAUCCUUCACUGACUAAGGCCCCCAGACCUGAGAAGAAGAGGAACGUGAGUUUGGGGUCGUCUGGUAACGGAUUUGUUGAAAACACAGAAUCAAAAACAACCAAGUUGGAUGGAAACAAGGAACCUGAGUCUAAACAUCUUGGCCAAAGUCAUGGUAAAUCUAGACGGUGGUCCGCGCCUGCAACAGGAUUGGAUACGCGGAAGCUAUUGAUUAGCAAAGCUAAAACACAUAUACAGCAAAGACUAGAGAUGAUGAGAUUGGCUUCAGUGGCAGCAGAGGCAAUGGCUACAGAGGACGCAGCUCCACUUGAUGAAGUAAAGGCCUCCUCCAAGGUAGGAGAUGGUGUAUUCGGAAUAGGAAGGCAUGUUUCUUCCGGUCAUCAAUCUGUUCGGAAAAUAAACGGACCAAUAACAGUUCCAGACUCCGACUUCCAUGACUUUGAUAGUAACAGAUCGGAAGGGUGCUUCGAGGCGAGGCAGAUAUGGGCAAUUUAUGAUGAAGAUGAUGGUAUGCCACGGUUAUAUUGCGUGGUCCGGGAAGUGCUCUCGGUUCAACCAUUUAAGAUUGACAUAGCCUACUUGAGCUCCAAAACUGACAUCGAGUUUGGGACAAUGAAAUGGGUGCAGUACGGGUUUACCAAGUCGUGCGGACAUUUCAGGAUACGGAACACUGACAUAGUUGAGCACGUUAACAUAUUCUCCCAUCUGUUGAAAGACAAGAAGACGGGAAGAGGUGGUUGUGUUAGGAUAUUCCCCAAGACCGGAGAGAUUUGGGCUGUGUACAAGAACUGGUCACCAGACUGGAACAACUCAACACCUGAUGAAGUGAGGCACCAGUAUGAAAUGGUCGAGAUCCUCGAUGAGUAUUCUGAACAGUUUGGGGUUUGCAUCGCCUCGCUUGUCAAAGUAGAGGGUUACAAGACCGUGUAUUGCAGGAGGGAGGAGAGUACAAAAUGGAUACCGAGGAAAGAGAUGCUCCGGUUUUCGCAUCAAGUGCCAUCUUGGUUUCUUAAAGAAGAAACCAGCAGCGUGCCUGGAAACUGUUGGGACUUGGACCCGGCGGCUAUACCUGAGGAGUUGCUUGGCACGGGGGCAGGAACUGAUUGAGAUGUAGCUUCACUGUUAGUGCAAGAGACGAGGACUAUAUGCGCGCAAGCUUCUGUUUGUUCAUUGGAGUUGUUGUAUUAGCAAUGUUGAAGAAUCAAAACAUAGUUGGACUUGUUAUUUGUUUUAGGAUUCUGUAUUUCAUGUUUCUUUGUUAACUUUUACUAUAAAAAUGUAGCAAAUAUCAUUUUGCUUUUUUA